GUUGUCGGCAGUCCGCUCCGGAGACAGCUAACGUUAAACACAGCUCGGGCCAUUGCGACAAAUGGCGUCAUGCAGCGUUGUGUCGUCCGUGCAAACUCUGUAGCUUGAAAAAGCCAUCAGCGAGCAAGUAUCGCGGCUGUCAGACUGCAAUCUUGCCCCCAGUACGAGUCGAUGUAACGUUAGCGUAACGGCCACGCACGCUAGCUAGCUAGCUAGCUGCUGCAGCAUCACUGUCAACAUCAACAUGGCACACUGGACCGCUUUCGAAAAGGAGACGGAGAGAGAAACGAAGAGGCUGAUCAGAUGCAUCGGCGGGGUCGAGGACGAAGAGGACCAGAACUUUCAGCUGGCACAGAAAUUUGCCUGGACGAAUUUCAGGUUUCAUCGUUUCCUGGACGUGGACAGCCACAAAGUCCAACGCAGUCUGAGUGGAAUCUAUGAGAAGCUCAUGGUCCACUCUGAUGUGAGCAAAGCAGAGAGCUGGAAGAGGCUCACGGAGGAGUUCCUGAACUCCCCUUUACCGAAUACGGAGGGAAUAAAGAGCGACGCACACUACAGCGCCUUGUCUCUGCUGCUCUUCUUAUCGGACUCGCCCUUAAACACGGACUUCACCGAGAGGCCCAGGGUGAAGGAGGCCGAAGAAGACAGCUUUGAUUGGGCGAAAUAUCUGAUGGAGGGUGAGGACGUAGACAUUGGACCAUACCCAGAUACGCCUGAGUGGUCAGAGGAGGAGAGCGAGGACGACGACAGCCAGCAGCCGAUCAGCAGAGAAGACUCUGGGAUCCAGUGUGACAGAACGCCGCAGGAAGACCAGGACAACAACAACAACAACAACAAGGCGGUUCCCGUUACCUGGACAGUGGGGGAGCCCGCCGCCCGGGUCUGGCUGGAGCAGCACGUCGUGACGCCGUACUGGGUUCCUCACGCUCCUCGCUUCCCUCACAGCUUACAUCUACACUCCAACCUGCUCAAUGUGUGGGAUCAGCACCUGUACAACACGGACCCGCUGUAUCUGCCCGAAGAAAAGGCCUUCGUCACCGAGACCCAAGUGAUACGGGAGACUCUGUGGCUUCUCUCCGGGGUGAAGAAACACUUCAUCUUCCAACACCACGAUGGCAAAGUGUCGGUGAGGAGCAACGUGGUGGUAACUCAUCUCACCAGUAACUGCCUGCGCUCCGUGCUGGAGCACAUCGCCGUGUUCGGGCAGGCGGUGUUCCGGCUGCAGAGGUUCAUCGACGAGGUGACGGGUCACGGCUCGGAGCCCAGCCCGCCGGGCCCCGCCUCCAAGAAGGGCGCCGAGCCCCCCUUCAGGACGUACCAGGCCUUCGUGUGGGCGCUCAACAAGUACUUCACCGGCUUCAAAGAGGAGCUGACCACCAUCGAGAGGGAGGUCAUAUGCAAUGAUGAGACUGUGACCCUGUCGGCGGUUCUAGACCGACUGAGCCCUCACUUGGCCCAGAUCAAGGUGCUGCACAAAGUCUUCUGCACCGGGGUCGCCGAAGUCCCCCCCGAGACCCCCAACGUGGUGCGGGCCUCUCACCUGCUCAACACCCUGUACAAGGCCAUCAUAGAGUACGACAGCGGCGGGGAGGCGUCGGAGCAGGCGGUGGCCUUGCUGUUCUCCCUGUGGACGGAGACGGUCCGUCCCUACCUGGAGAUCGUGGACGAGUGGAUCGUUCACGGCCACCUGUUCGAUCCCGCCAAGGAGUUCAUCAUCCAGAGGAACAAGGACGUGCCGGUGAACCACAGGGACUUCUGGUACGCCACCUACACCCUGUACAGCGUGUCGGAGACGGUGGACAACGAGGAGAAGCUGAACGACGCGGCCAGCGGGAGCUCCGGGGGGGAUCAGGCCUCCGGCAGCAGGCAGCUCACCAUGGUGUCCUUCCUCAAGCCCGUGCUCAAGCAGAUCAUCAUGGCCGGCAAGUCCAUGCAGCUGCUCAAAAAUCUGGACUGCAAGGAGACCGAGGAGUCCGGGAGGUCCCCCAGAGAUGCGGAGAGGAAGAGCUUGUACGCUCUGUUUCUGGAGUCGGUGCAGUCGCGCCUCUGCAGCCGGGACGAGUCUCCCGCGGAGACGGUCACCGAGCAACAGGCCACCAGGAGGAGCCUGAUCAAGAUGCAGUCCAUCAUCUCGCAGCACCUGGAGAUGCAGGACGUGCACGACCCGCUGCUGGCCAUCAACUUCGCCAGGCUGUACCUGGAGCAGAGCGACUUCCACGAGCGUUUCUCCGGAGGCGACUUCAACGUGGACCGCUCGUCUCAGUCGGUCACGUGCCAGACCUUCGAGCUCACGCUGCGCUCCUGCCUCUACCCGCACAUCGAGAGGCGCUACGUCGAGUGCUGCGGGAACCUCAUGAAGACCCUGAAGAAGGACUACAGGCUGCUGGGAUACCUCCAAGCCAUGAGGAACUACUUCCUGCUGGAGGCCGGGGACACCAUGUACGACUUCUACACGGCCAUCUUUGACAAGGUGCAGGAGAAGGAGAGCUGGCAGCAGCUGUCUUUCCUUAACGGUCAGCUGCAGGAGGCCGUGGGACAGCGCCACCCCGAGGACAGCAGCAGGUUGUCAAUCUUCUUGGAGACCAUCGACCCGGCCAGGAAGAAACACCCUGUGAACAAUCUAGAAGUUCUUACGCUGGGCUACAAGGUUCCCUGGCCCGUUGACAUCGUGAUCAGCUCAGAGUGUCAGAAGAUCUACAACCAGGUGUUCCUCCUGCUGCUGCAGAUCAAAUGGGCCAAAUACAGCCUGGACACCCUCCGGUUCAGCGACUUCACCGACGUCACCAAGAAUCCGGAUGGAGCUCUGGGCGAGGAGGUGAAGGUCAAGGAGCCGGUGAACCAGCAGAUUCACCGGAUGUGUCUGCUGAGGGUCAAGCUGAUGCACUUUGUCAACAGCCUCCACAACUACAUCAUGACCAGGAUUCUGCACAGCACAGGACUGGAGUUUCAGCACCAAGUGCAGGAGGCAAAGGACCUGGACCAGCUGAUCAAGAUCCACUACAGAUAUUUGGCAACCAUUCACGACCGCUGCCUCCUGAGGGAGAAGGUCAGUUUUGUGAAGGAGGCCAUAAUGAAGGUUCUCAAUCUGGUCCUCAUCUUCUCUGAACGGUGGCAGGCGGGAUUCGGAGCCUGGAAAAUCGAGUCCAUCGAUAAAAUGGAAUCCGAUUUCAAAAACUGUCACAUGUUCCUUGUGACGAUUCUGAACAAGGCUGUGUGUCGGGGCUCCUUUCCUCAUUUGGAGUCUCUGGCUCUGUCUCUCAUGGCCGGCUUUGAGCAGUGCUGAGGAACCAGACACCGCGUGUCUGCUGUGACCCGGCGGACUGAACCGAGAUGUCACGUAUGACAUCGCUGUCUGCUGCCCAGACAACGUGAUGUCGGGGGGUUUUUUUUCUUCUUUUUGCCGCCGGAGUCGGACAAACUGCUUAUUGACAAACUUGAGCUUCUGUAUUUAAAAUGAAAAAAGUGACUUUUUGUACAAUACUGUUUGUUAAUUAUGUGUAUAUAUGAAGCACAAUAAAUAUUGCACAGUGAUUA
Pungitius pungitius (ninespine stickleback) is the source of this 3534-nucleotide messenger RNA. RefSeq names its product tubulin gamma complex component 5 (gene tubgcp5). Gene Ontology annotation, cellular component: gamma-tubulin complex; centrosome; spindle pole. The record is from RefSeq and is a predicted model, not a curated record. Gene Ontology annotation, biological process: meiotic cell cycle; mitotic cell cycle; spindle assembly. Lineage: Eukaryota; Metazoa; Chordata; Actinopteri; Perciformes; Gasterosteidae. Gene Ontology annotation, molecular function: gamma-tubulin binding; microtubule minus-end binding. The transcript is spliced from 23 exons. The coding region runs from base 245 to 3283 and encodes 1012 amino acids.